Pipra filicauda (Wire-tailed manakin) is the source of this 3969-nucleotide messenger RNA. Its product is annotated as translation initiation factor IF-2-like. The coding region runs from base 1 to 1230 and encodes 409 amino acids. Lineage: Eukaryota; Metazoa; Chordata; Aves; Passeriformes; Pipridae. The record is from RefSeq and is a predicted model, not a curated record. The transcript is spliced from 3 exons.
AUGGCUCCAUGGGGCCGCGCCGCCGGCCCCGCCGUGCCCGCCGCCCCGCCGCGGCCAUCCCCGCGCUCGGGCGGCCGCGGCUCCGCGCUGCCUCCGCGGGAAGUGCCGGGGCAGCGGCGGCUGCGCCGCUAUUUAAGGGGCCGCCUGACGUCAGCGCCUCCCGGAGCCCCCGCGGCCGCUCGGCGGCCGCUGCCUCACCCGGGCCGGGCCGGGGGCACCGCCGCGCAGAGCCCUUCCUUCCUCCGGGACCGGGCUGCCAGGGGCUGCGGCGGCUUCGCUCCGCGCCGAGUCCUGCUCUGCCGGGCCCUGGUCCCGGUGCGAUCGUCCGAUCCCCGCCGCGCCGCCGGGGCCGGAGGCUCCCGCUGUCCUGCCCGACUCUGCCCCGUCCUGCUCCCGCAGCCAUCCCUGAACCGCCCGGAGCAACGGUGCGGGGCCGGGGCCACCCGCCUCCGCUCCCGCGGCCGGACCGAGAGCGGCACCUGCCGCAGUCCCGCAGGCCCCGCCCGGGAAAGGGAACCGGCACCCGAGCGGGGUGAGCGGCCCCCGCCCGGGAGCAGGGACCGGCACCGGCACCGGAGUGGUUCGAGCAGCCCCCGUCCGCAAGCGGCAGCCGGGGCUCGGGGCACGGCCGGUCCCCGGGACUCCCCUGCCCGGUGCCGGAGCCGCAACCAGCAGCCCCCGCGGGGAGCGCGGCGGGGCCGCCCCACGGCAGCAGCCGCUUCUGUCCUCGGCAAGGGCAGGAGGAGCAGCCAUCGGCCGCCGCGGUGCCGCCGCCCAGGCUUCCACUUGGCUGCUCCUCUUGAGCCAAAGGGCUGUGUGCGGCACCGCUUAGACAUUAACAACCAUCACUCCUGCUUUCUCAGCACUGGAAGCUUGUUCAGCUGCAGAAAACUACUUGUCUUGUUCCUUGGGAAGAAUGAUGGUAAUAGGGAGAGACAGGCAAGAAGUGCCAGCCCGACACAAACGAGGAUGCUGCAGGCUCCUGGCAGCCAGUCUAGGGCAGGAACAAGGUUUCCUCCUGUACAACACCCAGAACUCAGUGCAGAUGUAAGGAACGAUAGAGAAGAACUGAAAAGCUGUGCUGCCUGCAGCCUCUCAGCUGGGCUGGUGUUGGGAGCAGUGGCACUGCUCCUCCCUGGGAAUGGAGUUUCUUACAGAAGAAGGAGCCUACUGGCUCGGGAGAGCUUUGAAUCUAGAGGAUGGGCUGAGUCCUCAUGGGGCCAAACCUGAAUGACCAACAAGGGUUUUGCUAUUGGGACUUUGUGUCCACUGCUCUGUGUGGCAGCAGCUUCUGCCCAGGAGGGCUGUGUCCUGGCCCCUCUGUAUGGGUCAAGGCAGGGUGAUGGAGCCAUGUGCCCAGCACCAGCCCAGAGGAGCCAGAUGGCACUUGGUGAUCCCUGGCUGGUGUGAACGCACCCAAGGCUGGUCCUCCCACUGCCUGUAUCCCCUGCAACAGUGCUGGGCAGGGCCCUGGCACUGACAGACCCCAUGGGGCUUCAGCCCUCUGGCUGAAGGAUGCUGCCCUGCCUGGGCAACAGUAGCGAGGGCGGGGGUACCCGAGGGACUGGGCACUGCAGGUUCCUCUUCCCGCGGUGGGAAGUGUCCAUCGCUCAGUUCCUCUCCAUGACAAACCACCAAAUCUGUGGAAAAGUUGCUUUUUCCAUUUUAGAUCACUACCUCCGUGUGGUGAUCCAGCCUCGGCAGCAGACACAUUGCCUAAGCAUGAAAAUUAGAGGCGUCUGGAUAAAUAAAGCUGCUGCUGGUGCCUUGACACCUCCAGGUUUCUCUGCUUGCAAGGGAGGAAUGUUUUGUAAAGCCAACAAUUUUGCUUCCAGUCUUUGUAUCCGCGCAGGGCACGUCUUUCCCAUGACAUGUUUUGCUGUUUACACCCCACUCCACAUAAACAACAGCUUUCUGGUGCCAUCGGCACGCUCCCGGCCCUGCCGCCUGUGCUGACAGAGCGCUGGGAGCCAGCUCCUGGUGGGAUCCCCGGCAGGGGGAAGCCAGGCACUGGCAUUGCAGGAGGAAAGAGCCCACUGGAUCGCUGCAGGAGAUUCCCUCUUCUCAGCCAGCAACUCGAAGCACGGGGCUUGGAGGAAGAACUGCAAGCUCUGGAGAAGGUCAUGGCUCCCCCUGCCCCCCUCAGCUGUUCCUGUGAGGAGCUGGCGCUGCCUCCUUCUGCCAGCCUUAUGCCAUCCUCUCCUUUGUCCUCUCUUCCCCACUGCCUUUAGGCUCUUUUCAAGGUCCCAUUAGAGCCCCUACUCCUUGGGUUCCUGCCUCUCUUCCCAAGUGGAUCUUUCCCGUCUUGCCUCCUUCAUUGCUCCCAAGCUCUCCUGUCUCCUGCUGGCCUGGGAUUUACCAAAACAGCUGGAGACCCCACUGUCUUGCCUGACAUUAACCCUGAAGGAUUCCCAGCGUUCUGUGCCUCCCAGGCCACUUGCAGCUCAUUGCAGCUCCUGUGUGCUGGUUUGCCCAGGGCAGUUUCUCCAGUAUGGCCCUGGUAGCCUGUCCUGCUCCUCCAUGCCCAGAGCAGCACCCAGCUCAUGGGACCACGGGGCUGUGGCCAGCAGCAGUCAUGACACAAACACCAUGGAAGGGAUUUGGAGCCUGUCUGCAGCCCUCAGCCCUUUUGCCUUGCUUCCUUUCCAAGGGACUGAUCACCCCAUACCAUGAACUAGCAGCAGCAGGAUCCAGUGCCAGGAGCUCCUAGCUCUGUGGGUUUUCCAUGGAGGACCUGGACCAGGGCUCAUCCCAAGCACAGGCAGCUGCCAGGCAGGCAGAGCGAAAGCUGCACAAGUGUAGGGAUCAGGAGAUUAUUACAGAAAUACACAGCGUUCGUGCCAGGAGCACAUGAAACCUAAAGAAAAAGAGAAGCAAUAAAAUGCACGCUGGAAAUAGCAAAUAAGAUUAAAGGUGGUGUCCUGCCCGUGAUGUCUCCAGGUUGUAGGCAGAAGAGAACAAGGUUAGAAUUCAUUUCCAGAGCCAAAGAAAGCCCUCAGGGCCAAAGUGUCACUGUUAAUCUGUUUUUCUGUGUCUAAUAUGUAUGUCAUUAACAACCUUUCGUUUCUGGGCUGAAAACUGCCACCCCCCCUUGUGCGGAGGCUGGGCAGUGCGUGUAUGUGGACAGGGGGAUCCUCAGUGCUGUGGGGCAACCAGGGCUGAGCUGCUUCAGCCUCAUGGCCCUGGAGAGGUCCUGAAACAGGCACAGCAUUUCAGGGUCUGCUGCUCAAGUGCCUCCCUAUUCUCCCUGUCUUGGCAGAAAACUUGGAGCUGGAAAAAGGACAUUUUGGCAUUUUGCAGUAGGACAGUGGAAGAGAGGGAUGUGGCUGGGCCAGACCCAAGGGCAGCAGUGAGGGACAAGGAGGGUGCAGGGAUGGAACUCGGAGCUAAUGGUGCUCAGAGAACUGCUGCACGUGCCCAGGACACUGUGGAUAUUGUGAGGGGGCACGUGCCAGCAGGACUCAGCCAUUCCCAAGCACUGUGAGCACGCUGGGUGUGCAUCCUCACUCCCAAAGGCUCCACCAUCACUGCAGCAGCCGUCAGCACUCAUGUGGUUCUCCCUCCCUCCCUCUGUCCCUCCCUCUCCUUUGGUGUAACCCUCACACCAUCCUGGCCUAGUGAGAGCCACAGGCUUGGUGCAGAGGAGGGAGGUGAUGCUCAGUCCCAUCAGCUAAUGGUGCUUCAACUGCCCUGGCCCCAGAGCUCCUUCUGAGGGCUGAUCCUGGCUCCUGCAGCCCCUUGGCUCAUCCCCACCCAACCCAACACUGGCUGGCAGAUCUCCCAGUGCUGCAGUGUGGGGUCUCCCAAGGGCAGUGGAGUCCUAAAGUGCCCAUCAGACAGCAGAGUGGAAGCACAGGCUUUGGAGCUGCCUUGAAUUGAGUCUGAACUCUUGUUAAGCCUUGUUAAUCAGUUGUAAAUGCACUGUAUUCCCAAUAAGGCCAGAAACAAUAAAUUUAAUUUUGACUCUGA